AUGGGUGCAAAGAAAUCUAAAUUGAGCAAGAAGAAAAUCGAAGACCUCAGUAACAAAACUAAAUUCACCGCUGCAGAAAUCAAAAGCUGGUAUUCUGGAUUCCUCAAAGAUUGUCCAAGUGGUCAGCUGAGAUUUGAUCUUUUUAAGGCUGAAUUUACCGCAAUUUAUCGACAGUUCUUCCCAAGUGGCGACUCUGGCACUUUCUCAAAUCUGGUCUUUAACCUCUUCGAUGCAAAUGGAGAUGGAACGAUAGAGUUUGAAGAGUUUCUUACGGCUUUGUCAGUAACUUCCCGCGGCAAUCCAGAAGACAAGCUAGAAUGGGCGUUCAAAUUAUACGAUCUUGAUGGAGACGGUACCAUUUCCAAGCCAGAAAUGCUGAAAAUCGUGAAAGCAAUUUCCACCAUGACGGGACAAAGUGACGACACAUUCAAGCCCGCGGAGCGCGUUGAGAAGAUUUUCGCUACCAUGGACGAGGAUGGAAACGGCGAGCUAACCAAGGCCGAAUUUCUUGAGGGUGCGAGAAGAGAUCGGAGCAUCAUGCAAGCCUUGACAAUGGACGCUGGUGGAGGUGUCGCAUAG
Messenger RNA from Oikopleura dioica, 579 nucleotides. The record is from the annotation of a GenBank genome assembly. NCBI's taxonomy places the organism in Eukaryota, Metazoa, Chordata, Appendicularia, Copelata, Oikopleuridae.